Molecule: messenger RNA, 1269 nt
Organism: Dimorphilus gyrociliatus
Lineage: Eukaryota; Metazoa; Annelida; Polychaeta; Dinophilidae
Source: the annotation of a GenBank genome assembly
AUUCACAUGAUUAAAAGCUCAAGGUCAUUAAAAAAUAUGAUCACGAAAAAAGAAGCUUCAGUAAAUCAAGCAGCCAUCCCAUCGAAUGGCGAUACCUUUUCACGAGGAUUGGAUUCACCGAACGAUCACUAUAGUUGCCAUGAUUCUCGGUCAAAACCAACCUAUGACAGUCCUGAUGGAAAGGGAUUUUCGUCCAGUGACAACGAACCAUCUAAGAAUCAUCAGAAAUUGGCGUCCGAUGUUACGGGAAAUGAGUUAAGACAAAACAAGAGUUCAGAAUUUUCUUCACCUACUGAGUUCGCUGAAAUUCUUUCUGAAUUUUUCGUGGUGGAAGAAAACUCACUACAUUUAAAUCUACAUGCGCUAUCCGAAAGGAUCUACGCUAACAAAGCCUACAUGAGAUGCUUUAGUACAAGUCUUCGGACACCAGGAUUCUUUUGCCAAUCAAAGGCUCAAGAAUUUAAGGGAAAAAAAAAGGAGAUGCAAAAAGUAGCUGAUGUAAUUUCUACACUUUUUCCCAAAUUGAAAGACAAUUUCAACGAACUCAAAAAUGAUCUCAGGGAUUUGGAUAUUAAAGUGAGUAAUCUCUCACACAGUCGUGUAAAUUUUUUCCCAGAGGAACCUUUACCCGAAUUUAAAAACGUUCAUGAUCAUGGCGAAGGUAAUCAUCUAUUGAAAUUGACAUAUGGAAUAUCCUCAAACGGACGGUGGGCAAGUUCUCAAUCGUCUCAACCCCAAGUACAGGAAAGUAAUCUUCCCCAAACAAGAAAACCAUAUUCUCCCUUUCAAAAAACAAGUAGUACAGCCGAAUAUGCUUUGGCUAGAGUUGAUGACUUAGUGAACUGGGCUCGUAAAAGCUCUUUAUGGCCAUUGACUUUUGGUCUUGCUUGUUGCGCCGUCGAAAUGAUGCACUUUGCAGCCCCAAGAUAUGACAUGGACAGAUUUGGAGUAGUAUUCCGUGCAAGUCCCAGGCAAGCAGAUUGUAUACUUGUAGCUGGAACGGUAACAAAUAAAAUGGCCCCAGCUUUAAGAAGAAUAUACGAUCAGAUGCCUGAACCAAGAUGGGUCAUUUCUAUGGGCAGCUGCGCAAACGGAGGAGGCUACUACCAUUAUUCUUAUUCGGUAUUGAGAGGCUGCGAUCGCGUCAUACCAGUCGAUGUCUAUGUGCCAGGUUGUCCUCCAACGGCAGAAGCCCUUCUUUACGCUGUUUUACAACUGCAAAGAAAAAUUAAGAGAAUGAAAACUGUGCAAAUGUGGUAUAGAAAAUAA